Molecule: messenger RNA, 2316 nt
Organism: Lucilia sericata (common green bottle fly)
Lineage: Eukaryota; Metazoa; Arthropoda; Insecta; Diptera; Calliphoridae
Exons: 1
Coding region: 49-2259 (736 amino acids)
Source: RefSeq, a predicted model, not a curated record
AUGACCUACAAAAACCAAACUAGAUAAAAUUUUCUAAAUACUUUUAUUAUGAUGAGUCCCAAAGAUCAAGAUAACCCCAAUGAACAGAUAAAUAAUAAAUUAACUAAUAUAACAAAAGAUACCCAGAAAAAACGGACACUAGUGAAAAAACCAGCAAAAGAACAGACCAUAACCUUGAGGCAACAACAACGAAAACUAUAUAAUAAUAAAAAUUUAAUGGUGAAACCAAUUAUAAACAACAGCAACAACGAUAGUAACACUUCAAUAAAGGCGUCAAACGAAACAUGUAAUCUAAUCGGUAAAAUGAUAAACGACGUAAGCAAAACGACGAUCUCCGGCUUGGGCCAGCAGCAGCCACAACAGCAACAGCAGAGUAAACAAAAUGAUAAAACGACAGCAGCAAUUAUAGCAACGACAACAAGUGCUCAAACGAAUACAUUGAACAAUUGUUGUGAAGGUGGAAAAAAUACAAUUGUUGAUGAUUUUCACAUUUAUAAUAACGAUAAUGAACAGCCGAGUUUAAACGAAGUUAACAGAGAGAGUUUAUCAUUAGUUAACGAAGCACUAGCACUUGUUACUGAACAAUCUAAAGAGCUGGAAGCGAGAGAAGAGGUUAAGGGAGAGAAUUUACUAGUAACGGUACAACAGCCAUUGUUAUUACAAAAUUUCAGUCAACGUCUGAGGCAUAAAAACAUAAUAAACAAACCUUUAGACGACAGUUAUCAAAGAACUGUAGAUCUAGACGCAUUUAAAGCUAGAGAAUACAAUUUUCAAUGUGAACUACUGGAAUAUAAAAAGACCAGCGAUCAACAAACACAAAAGGAUUAUUAUACGGCAAACGCAAAUGUAGAAAACUGUGGAGAAGAGCUGAAAUUUAAAAGUUUAUCAGAACGUAAAGCUCAAUUGAAAAAAGAAUUCUUUAAAGAUUUAAACACGCAAACAGUGAAAUUAAAAACGUUAAAUAACGUGCAAACUUUGAAUAAAAGAAUUUUGAAAAAACAGCAUAAUUUAAAAUUGAAAAUACCCAGGGACUGUAAUAGCUACAAAGAGUCGUCAGUGGAUUUAAAACAAACCUCCUUAGUGGCCUUAAGAAAAUUGGAUUUACAAAAGAAACAACAACAGCAGCAAACGCCCAAGGAAUUAAAAAGUGCAAACGUUAAAAAUUUUUCACAAAAAUUGCAAUUUCCUAGAGUUAAAGAAUUAGCCAAGCGUUUCGAUUUUAAAGCCAACAUGAUUUUGCCACAAACUAAAACGCAAGCAGAGGCUAAAGCCCACAACAAAUCGGAGGCCAUGGUAGAAAGACACAGUCCUCUCUCGGAUGAAGGCUGUAAUAUAGGCCAUAGCCCUUACUCUUCCGAUGAUGACAAUGACUCCAUACGCACUACCAACACGGCUAUAGAAAGAAUACCAGCCACUAAGCAUAAGGAUAAAGUGGCCAGAUCUGCUAGCAGUGAUUCGGCUUUGGGUUUGGAGGUAGAUGAACCCAUGGAUGUAUCUGAGGCUCCGCAACCUAAUCAGCAGAAAAGAAGAAUGACUUUAACGGUUACCGAUUUGCCUUUAAGACCUGCUCUGCUGCCUUUAGCCGAACCCACUUUACUGCCCGAUUCUCCUAUAAUGGAUACUCCUGUGCCCAGUGUUGCUCAAAAUUUAAACCAAAACCAAAUACCUACUAAAGUAUUGCUAGAAGAAAGAGUGGUGGAAAUACCCGAAGUUCCCGGUUCGGGUUUUAGUUCCAGACGUGAGUCCUCCCAGUCCUGUUUCAGUGAUUAUCUUCCCGGUGAAAUGCAGGGUGUACGUUUUGUACGCACUCCCUCUGUGGUGGUCUCCGACUAUUCAGAUGAUAUUACUUGCGGCAUAACCCUAGAGGAAAUCGAGUAUUUUCGUGCCCAACGUUUGCGGCGACGUCGUUCCUCUUUGGAAACCUCCGGCACCGAAAAAGAUGCGCUCGACAAUAACUCUGACAUCUCAGCCUCUUCCUCGUGCAGCAACCUCUACUACUGUGGCUCCACCAUUUCGGCUCUCGAUGGAGCCGAAUGUUUAGUUAAUGGUGUGCGUCAACAAUUGGAACGCAAAACCUCAGACUGUUCCACCUGUUCGGUAAGCGGUGAUGAGGAUGCCAAUUUCUGUAUACCCGAGCAGCCCGAAGAUUGUCAAGACAUCACCGAUAUGUUAGCUAAUCAGCAUUUAACCAGCAAACGUUCCAAAAAGGUAGGUAUGUCGGCGAACCUUUUAACUGUAGAUCCUACAAAUAUUGUAUAAAAUUUUUCACAAACCAAAGCUAGUCAGUAGUUUCUAAGAAAUUUUAAGAAAAAAAAA